Messenger RNA from Hymenoscyphus albidus, 2085 nucleotides. The record is from the annotation of a GenBank genome assembly. NCBI's taxonomy places the organism in Eukaryota, Fungi, Ascomycota, Leotiomycetes, Helotiales, Helotiaceae.
AUCAUUUGCAGCCUUCACUAUCCCGGAGCUUCUCCUCCAAAGCAGGUGAGAGAGAGGGAUGAGUGAAGAGACCUCGGGAUCCUUCCAAGGCUCACAUCACCCAUUCGUCUCAUUACUGGACACCAAUAAUUCUCAAUACACCUGAGUGCCUGGCAUUAGACCGUCACAUUGAACAGUGUGUAAGUCAAUUCAUCAUCUCAAGUUCUGACUACUCAGUACAUUCAGUAGAGCCAUAUCUAUCGUGUCAAGUAAAAACCCCAAGUUCAAAGUAGUCACAGGCACAACAACAGGCUCCGGAGUCACUGCGAUCACGGACCCUUCAAACCUCAAAUAUCGCCCGCCCAAAGAUGCUGGUCCCUCAAUCGUGAUGCUCCUUGCCAAAGAUAGUCAAUCUGACCUCCUCGCCUGCAAUAUUUGUAACUUGACAAUCCUCUGCACCUCUGACCCUCCAAAGUCCUCCCUCGUUGAUUCGAAAGCUCUUUCCAUCUUGGCGAUUGUUAUCGGUCACCAUGACGAGCAACGGUCCGCCUUUGGUAACUUCACAAAGCACAACCCCUCCUUUCUCAGCCUUGAUAUCACGAGUGUUACCAGCUGAAAGCAUGAGAAUACGACAAGUGCUGUCACCAUAUAUGAUGGUCCUAUCCGGAGCUGACUCGAGGUAGACGGUUGAGUAUGCGAUAUCUGGUACUCAUUAGUAUGAAGUUGAAGCAAUGGAAAGGGAGGAAGUGACUUACUUUCUUCCAUCUCGGCAUCACCACUUCCAAUGACAAGUCCUCUAACCUUUCCUAUCGUCUCCUCCCAAUCAUCAUCCACUGCUUCACGUCUUCGAGUUUGCAGCGAGGACUUUGCUUUGACGGGAAGUGGCUCGAACGCAACACGACGAGGGAUUGGCUUGGCGAACAUAUCAUCCGAGAUGUUGCUGAGCUGCUUUCUCAUGGAAGAGGCAAUUCCAGCUCUGCCAGCAUGUUCAGUGACAGUACUUGGCAAAGGGGUUUUGGCUUUCCUGGUGGAUUUUUUUGGCAAUUUCUUUGGCGACUCCUGCUUGAUGGCGUUGAGAGAUUGGGUGCUGUUGGAGCCGUGAAUACGUGGUGGUGGUCGAAUUGGUGUCUCAGCACGUUGACCAUCUCCAUUGCCACUGUCCUCCUCUGCGCUUGGUGUCUUUUCUUGAAUGAGGGUUCCAGGAAGUUUGACAGUAUCAAUGAGCGAUAUCUUCCUCUCCGUGUCUUCAGCUGCGCUCUCCUCCUCUGUGUUGGCAUCAUACCCAUCGCUUCCAGCCUUUCUACGAUCAGCCUUCUUCGAGCCUCCAGACUUACGACGACGCGUGGCUGGUGGUGUUGGGGUGACAUUGAUGCGCUCGCGGUCACUCACCUCGUCUCCGCUGAGAGUGGCCUCUUUCGUGGCAUUUUUGUGCUUGCGGAAAGGCAAUGAGGCGCCUGGAACUUGGCUCGCGAUAUCCUCCUCAUCAUCGUUGCCUCCUACAAUCUCAGAAUGUCUUCUCUUUCGCGUCUUGUGGAUCUUGUGCUUCUUCUUUUUCUUCUUCUUACUCUUCGCGCUGUUGUUGACUUGAGAUGAAGGAUUAGCGUCAGCUUCCUCAUCAGCUGCGUAACCACCGAAGGAUGCGAGUGCGUGCUUCAUGGUUUGGCUCUCCUGUCGGUUACGUUUGUUUUCAAAUUGAGUAGAAGUAGGGGAGGAGAAGCACAAUUGGGGCUGGGUUUGAUUUUCGGAGGCCAUUGUAAGAGGUGGUGGUCUAACAAAGUUGUUUGCCCAAGGUCGGUGGUUGACAACGAUGAAAGAACGCGGGAUGUUGGUGGGUCCACAUGUCGGUUAUUAUGGCAACCAGGAGUGGCCGUUGCUGCAAUGGUGCCUCUUCAAAGGUGAGGCCAACGAGCAAGCAGAUCAGAAACCAGGAACUUGGGAUGCCAUACAGAUCGGAACAUCCCAAUGCACUCAAAGUAAGUGUGCAUAUUCUACAUACACAUACCUAUGCAAGGAGGUAAUCUAGCAGCCCUAGAUAUCCAGCCUGGUUUUUCAAGGAAGCUUGGGAUGAUAAACACUUACAAAUCUCAUGAAGAUUCGCAUAGUUGA